AGGAACAGGGCUCUGCUUCUCAGUGUCCCGGUGGUCGCUUCAGGCCCCUUGGAGGGAAAGCUGCCCUCGGUUCCCACCGAUGCCAGACGGUCCACUUCUCCCGUAUGAGUCUGGGUCCCUAGAGACUCGCCCGGAGCCUGAGACUCCCUCCCGAUUGAAGGCGGCAACCGCGCCCUCAGCCGCCAGCCCGCUCCUCCUGCGCCUCUUUACCUUAGUAUUUUGGGUCUGCACCGCCCUCCUCUGAGUCUCGGUAUGUGUUUCUCUAGAGUUUCCCCUCAGCCAGCCUUCCUGUGGUUCUGGAUGAUGUCCUUUCCGUCUCUUGGUUGUAUUUUUGAAGUGGUUGUGCGAGGCAGCAAUCUCCGGUGUUCGCCUAUGCUGCCAUCUCGGUUUCUCCUCCGGUAUAGGUUUAAAGUCCUACAAUGGGCUCCUCUCUGAGGGGCCAUGGCUAGGCCCCGGGGGCAUGGCUGGACUCUUGGGCGGGAUGAGCCAGCUUAAAGCCAGGCUGAGGGGCAGCAGCUGGCUGUUACACUGGAGGCAUGGAGUGCGCUUGCCUCUGUGGCCUGGGCUCUUCGCGGGGACGUCAGUGUCGUCAGGAGUGCCAGGGCCCAGCUGAGAUGGCAGCGGCCGAUGGCAAACCGGCCCUGGCCCCGGCAGAAAAGCACGUGGAGGCGGACGUGGCAGCACGGUGCUGUGCGGAGAGUGGAGGAAUCGCAAGCCCCAUGCCGCCCCCGCACUGCUCGCUGCAGGACCUGCCGGUGGAGAUGCUGGUGGAGAUCUUCGCCUCGCUCCCCAGCACCGACCUGGCCAGCCUGGCCCAGGCCUGCACCAAAUUCCACCACAUCCUGCACACCGACAGCAUCUGGAGACGGCGCUGCCGGGAGGAGUUUGGCAUUCGUGAAAACUUGCAGAACCUGGAGAUGAUCAGUAUGUCUUAUCAAGAAGUCUAUGCGAAGCUGUUCCACCCAUACAGACACAUUUUGGGGUUGUGGCAGCUAGAUCGUGCCUAUAGAACACUGCUGAACGUCGUGGUGGACGGCUUAUGCAUUACUGGUUGGAUGUGCAAGCUUUCCCUUGACACCCAUGUGGAUGGCCCAAUGCAUUUCAAGGCCUCGUUCAGAAUUCGCCUGACGGAGAGGAAAUCAGCCACGGUGGAGUGCAUGGAAGGCCGCCUCAGCAGGCCCCACCACGGCCACAUUCUGAUUGAGAAGGACAGGUUCACCACCCUGUGCAAGAUGACAGACCACCAAGCGGAUUCACUGGCGUGGCUUUGGGGAGGACAGAGUUGGGCGCUGGUGAAGGAGGACAGCCUGACCUACCGCCGCCUCUACCUCCCGCCGAGCCACCCGGACGACCUCAUCAGGCCAGGCCUCUUCCGAGGCAACUGCGAUGCCUUCGGCCUACAGAUUGCCAUGCUCAGCUUCCAUGGGAAGUAUGCCAGGGUCACGAGGGUCACCGGAACAGCCAAGGUGUUAGAGAUCCACCUCAUGCACCGCAUCCAGCUGCGAGAUGGCGAAAUCUUCCGCAACUUCAACGAGCUCUCCCGCGUGGUCGAGGAGAUCGGCAAGCAGGUGAUCCUGGAGCAGCAGCAGCAGCAGCAAGGAGACGGGACUGAGGAAAGCGAGGGCCAUGGCUGGCAGAGCCCUGCCCAGCCCAGCGUGGGGGAGUUCGGGGCUGCAGCUGCGGAGGAGCAGCCUGUCCCGUUUGUUCUGCCAGUGGGCGUGCGCUCAAGAGACCAGAACUACCCCCGAACCUGCAGGAUGUGUUUCUAUGGCGUGGACACUGUUACUGAUACCUUAGGAAGUGGCUUCACCUUCACCUGUCGCUUACCUGGAGUCUUCCUCCUGUUUGAUGAGAACCACUUUGGGUUCAUCUGGCUGAAGGCGAAAUACUUCUUCCUAUACCGCAGAGUCCAGAACACUUUCCAGAAUGUGGAGGCACCAUCCCCACAGGCCUUCCUGGAGAUGCUCAAGAACAUUCAGUCCAUGCCCUAACCGGUUUG
Messenger RNA from Myotis myotis, 1999 nucleotides. RefSeq names its product F-box only protein 31-like. Gene Ontology annotation, molecular function: protein binding. Bases 537 to 1991 code for a protein of 484 amino acids. The transcript has a single exon. The record is from RefSeq and is a predicted model, not a curated record. NCBI's taxonomy places the organism in Eukaryota, Metazoa, Chordata, Mammalia, Chiroptera, Vespertilionidae.